Molecule: messenger RNA, 1606 nt
Organism: Daphnia magna
Lineage: Eukaryota; Metazoa; Arthropoda; Branchiopoda; Diplostraca; Daphniidae
Exons: 8
Coding region: 111-1514 (467 amino acids)
Source: RefSeq, a predicted model, not a curated record
AGACGAUCCUUCAUGUCCUCAGCGAGUCUUCGAACACGCUGUUUACAUUGGAAGUAGUACCUGGGUUCUUAUUAAAACUUAAACAAAAAUUAACUCAAUAAGUAGCCAAGAUGUUGCAGCUUGUUCCAGUUCUUUUGGUCCUUUUUAUUUUACAAGUCGACUACUCUUCAGCUUGUGGUAGCCCAAGUGGAGGCCCCGGUGCCUCCGGAAGAAUUUCAGAAAAUGCAAUUGCUGACCCAAUGAUUUCGUAUCCGUGGCGAUCAUGGAAUCCAUACGAUCCUUACGGUUUCCAGUACCAACCGAGUCCUCGAUUUCCUCAAGAUCCUGAGGGUUCAGCAAAUACUUUCUUCCGCCAUCAUCCGAACAACCUCGGCAGCUGCAGAUCUUCAUGUACCGGAGAGAGGGGCAAUUGCUUAGACAGCCAAACGUGUUCCCUUGCAGGCGGCCGAGCCAGUGGCUCUUGUGAAAACAACCUCGUCUGUUGCAUUAACGUGGUGAAUAGUUGCAAUCGUGGUUGGGCAAGGCACGCUGAAACUGUCAUACUCAACAACACCUAUUGGCAAUCAUCUUUGAAACCGAUCAAACCGUCGUCCAGUUGUUCGUUGACAGUGAAGCUGGACUCGAGAUGGCCUGCUGGAUUGCCACCUCCUGUUCCACCAACGUCCUUCGUUACGCCCGUCUGCCAAGUUCGUUUGGAUUUCCUGGUGUUUACAAUUUCCCAGCCGGAUUCAGAAUCCGUCUGCAGCGGUGACUAUUUCGAAGUAGCCGGAGCCACGAACACAGUCCCCAAUAUUUGCGGAUUCAACGAUGGACAGCAUAUGUAUUUGCACGUGCCGAAUUCGGCCAUCGCCCCAACGGAUCUCCAACUGACGUUUAACUUUGGAGCGUCAAAUAGCGAAGUCCGCGCAUGGAACAUUUUGAUUUCCAUGAUCCCCUGUGAUUCCCCAAGACUAGCUCCAUCGGGUUGCCUCCAGUAUUUUACAGCACGAACGGGAAGCGUCCGUACGUUUAAUUGGCGAGAUGUUGUCGGUACAGCCACUCGCCAAUUAGCCAAUCAAGACUACAGUAUUUGCUUCCGAGCAGCCCCAAGUACUCCCAGACAAUUAUGCCUGACACCGUGCACGGUGGUCACGACACAAAAGGCAUUCAGUCUUAGCACACCAAAUGCGGGGAUUGUUGGCGCUGCGACGACUACUUUUGUACCCGUGCCCGAUGUUAGUCAAGUGGGAUCCCUCGACUGCAACAAUGACUUCAUCGUCAUUCCUGGAGGAUUCAAUAUCGGCAAUCCCGCGCCAGUUCCGAAUAUGGCCUUUGAUCGUUACUGCGGAGAGAGGCUGAACGCUCUUCCUAGAAACAACGCAUCCACAACUAUUUGCACCACUGCAACGCCAUUUAGAGUGUUGUAUCGCACCAAUCGUGACGAGACGUUGACUUUCCCAACGGCAGAUUCUAUUCCAAUCAAUUCCAUUCCGGUCAACGGAAACCGUGGAUUCUGUCUCAACUUUAAAGUUUAAUGAGAUGAAUGGUGGUUGAUGUUUUGAUUUCUAUCUGGUGGCAGUUUUAAAUUCAAAAGGAUUGAUGGGAAUACACGUUACACAUUCUUGGA